UGUUGGAGACUCUCUCGAAGAGUUCCAGAGAAGGUCGAGCAAAAUCGAUCUCUCGCAGUCGGCAUAAACAGAAUUCAAAUUAAACCGAAAAAUAGAAAGAGAAAACAGAACAUAAAGAAAACCCAAAAUAUAAAGAGAAACAGUUCGUUAUUUCCACUGAAUUUCACUCACUCACACCUUGUCUGAAAACCCUAGGUUUUUUUUUCUUUCCAUAAUCGAUCGAAGAUCGCCAUGGAUAUACGCUUCCCAUUCUCGCCGGCGGAGGUUGCCAAAGUCCGCUGUGUUCAGUUCGGCAUUCUGAGCCCGGACGAAAUAAGGCAAAUGUCUGUAGUGCAGAUUGAGCACAGCGAGACCAUGUUGGGAGGCAAACCCAAGACGGCAGGUUUAAGUGAUCCUCGGCUUGGUACAAUUGACAGAAAGAUGAAGUGCGAAACAUGUACGGCCAACAUGGCUGAGUGCCCGGGCCAUUUUGGGCACCUUGAGCUUGCCAAACCAAUGUUUCACAUUGGUUUCAUGAAGACGGUGUUGUCAGUAAUGCGAUGUGUUUGCUUCAAUUGCUCAAAAAUUCUAGUCGAUGAGGAUGAUCACAAGUUUAAGCAGGCUUUGAGAAUUAAGAGCCCAAAAAAUAGGCUAAAAAAGAUUUUGGAUGCAUGCAAAAACAAAACCAAAUGUGAUGGUGGUGAUGAAAUUGAUGUCCAAGGUCAGGAAUCUGAAGAACCUGUAAAGAAAAGUCGUGGCGGCUGUGGUGCUCAGCAGCCCAAGCUCUCUAUAGAGGGUAUGAAAAUGAAUGCAGAGUACAAAGCCCAACGGAAGAAAAGUGAUGACCAGGAACAGCUCCCUGAACCUGUGGAAAGGAAACAGACACUUACUGCAGAAAGGGUUCUUAGUGUCUUAAAAAGGAUAAGUGAUGAGGACUCCCAGUUAUUGGGAUUGAACCCUAAAUAUGCUCGUCCUGACUGGAUGAUUUUACAAGUUCUGCCUAUUCCUCCACAACCUGUGAGACCCUCUGUGAUGAUGGACACCUCAUCCAGGAGUGAGGAUGAUUUAACACAUCAGUUAGCCAUGAUUAUUCGUCACAAUGAGAAUCUGAGGAGACAGGAAAGAAAUGGGUCACCUGCUCAUAUAAUUUCAGAGUUUGCACAACUGUUGCAAUUCCACAUAGCCACAUAUUUUGACAAUGAGUUGCCUGGACUACCGAGGGCUACUCAGAGAUCAGGGAGGCCUAUUAAAUCAAUAUGUAGUAGGCUUAAGGCAAAGGAAGGCAGAAUAAGAGGAAAUUUAAUGGGGAAGCGAGUUGAUUUCUCGGCACGGACAGUGAUUACUCCUGAUCCAAACAUAAACAUUGAUCAAUUAGGAGUACCAUGGAGUAUUGCUUUGAAUCUCACGUACCCAGAGACUGUGACUCCAUAUAAUAUUGAAAGGUUGAAGGAGCUUGUUGAGAAUGGGCCCCAUCCUCCACCUGGUAAAACUGGUGCGAAGUAUAUAAUACGAGAUGAUGGGCAAAGGCUUGAUCUUCGUUACUUGAAGAAAAGCAGUGAUCAUCAUUUGGAGCUUGGAUAUAAGGUGGAGCGUCAUUUGAAUGAUGGAGACUUUGUCCUCUUCAAUCGUCAACCUAGUCUCCAUAAAAUGUCUAUUAUGGGGCACAGAAUCAAGAUCAUGCCGUACUCAACUUUUCGCUUGAAUUUGUCUGUGACCUCUCCAUACAAUGCCGACUUUGACGGGGACGAGAUGAACAUGCAUGUUCCUCAGUCUUUUGAAACUAGGGCAGAAGUACUGGAGCUCAUGAUGGUGCCCAAGUGCAUAGUGUCUCCUCAGUCAAAUCGACCUGUGAUGGGAAUUGUGCAGGAUACCCUUUUAGGGUGUCGUAAGAUUACCAAGAGGGAUACCUUCAUAGAGAAGGAUGUUUUUAUGAAUAUUUUGAUGUGGUGGGAGGAUUUUGAUGGAAAAGUUCCUGCUCCUGCAAUUUUGAAGCCACGGCCAUUGUGGACUGGCAAGCAAGUCUUCAAUCUUAUAAUACCAAAACAGAUAAAUCUCCAAAGGACUUCUGCAUGGCACUCGGAAGCAGAAAGUGGCAACAUUACCCCCGGAGAUACUUUUGUUAGAAUAGAGAAGGGGGAGCUACUUGCUGGAACACUUUGCAAGAAGACACUUGGGACAUCUACUGGAAGUCUGAUACAUGUCAUAUGGGAAGAAGUUGGCCCAGAUGCAGCUCGCAAGUUCCUGGGUCAUACCCAAUGGCUUGUUAACUACUGGCUACUCCAAAAUGCUUUUAGCAUUGGAAUUGGAGAUACAAUUGCUGAUGCUGCAACAAUGGAGAAAAUCAAUGAAACAAUUUCAAAGGCGAAAAAUGAAGUGAAAGAUCUUAUAAGUAAAGCCCAAUCCAAGCAGCUGGAGGCUGAACCUGGACGAACCAUGAUGGACUCAUUCGAAAACAAAGUGAACCAGGUUUUGAAUAGGGCUCGUGAUGAUGCUGGAAGUAGUGCUCAAAAGAGUUUAUCGGAGAGCAACAAUCUUAAAGCCAUGGUUACAGCAGGGUCCAAAGGGAGUUUUAUCAACAUAUCCCAGAUGACUGCUUGUGUGGGGCAGCAGAACGUUGAGGGUAAGCGUAUCCCUUACGGGUUCAUAGACCGGACAUUGCCCCACUUCACUAAAGAUGAUUAUGGACCAGAAAGUCGUGGAUUUGUAGAAAAUUCCUACCUGCGUGGGUUAACUCCACAGGAGUUCUUUUUUCAUGCAAUGGGUGGGAGGGAAGGUCUUAUAGAUACCGCAGUCAAGACAUCUGAGACUGGGUACAUUCAAAGGAGACUGGUGAAGGCUAUGGAGGAUAUUAUGGUCAAAUAUGAUGGCACUGUCAGAAAUUCAUUGGGGGAUGUUAUACAGUUUCUUUACGGGGAAGAUGGGAUGGAUGCUGUUUGGAUAGAAUCACAAAAGCUGGAUUCUUUAAAGAUGAAAAAAACAGAAUUUGAUAAGACUUUUUCGUAUGAGCUUGAUGAUGAAAAUUGGAAUCCAGACUACAUGUUGCAUGAACAUGUUGAGGAUCUCAAAACUAUUAGAGAGUUUCGCAAUGUGUUUGAUGCAGAGGUUCAGAAACUUGAAACAGACAGAUUACAACUUGGAACAGAGAUAGCAGUAACAGGUGAUAAUUCUUGGCCAUUGCCUGUUAACCUGAAGAGGCUCAUUUGGAAUGCACAAAAAACCUUUAAGAUUGACUUCCGAAGGACUUCCGAUAUGCACCCGAUGGAAAUCGUGGAAGCUAUUGAUAAGCUCCAGGAGAGGCUGAAGGUUGUUCCUGGUGAUGACUUGUUGAGUGUUGAAGCUCAAAAGAAUGCUACACUGUUUUUCAGCAUUUUACUUCGCAGCACUUUCGCUAGCAAACGGGUGUUGGAUGAGUACAGGCUUACUCGUGAAGCAUUCGAGUGGGUUAUUGGGGAGAUAGAGUCACGCUUCCUGCAAUCACUUGUAGCACCUGGCGAAAUGAUUGGUUGCGUUGCUGCACAAUCUAUUGGUGAGCCUGCCACUCAGAUGACACUGAAUACUUUCCACUAUGCUGGUGUGAGUGCAAAGAAUGUUACCCUAGGUGUUCCCAGGUUGAGGGAAAUUAUUAAUGUGGCUAAGAGAAUCAAAACACCAUCUCUGUCUGUCUACUUAAAGCCUGAAGCUAAUAAAACAAAGGAGAGGGCGAAAAAUGUCCAGUGUGCUUUGGAAUACACCACUCUCCGAAGUGUAACUCAAGCUACAGAAGUGUGGUAUGAUCCAGACCCCAUGAGCACAAUAAUUGAAGAGGAUGUUGAUUUUGUCAACUCUUACUAUGAAAUGCCAGAUGAAGAGGUUAACCCUGAUAAAAUUUCUCCUUGGUUGCUUCGCAUUGAGUUGAAUCGCGAAAUGAUGGUGGAUAAGAAGUUGAGCAUGGCUGACAUUGCUGAGAAGAUCAAUCUUGAAUUUGAUGAUGAUUUAACUUGUAUAUUCAAUGAUGACAAUGCGGAAAAGUUGAUCCUUCGAAUCCGUAUCAUGAAUGCUGAAGCUCCAAAAGGGGAAUUGGUUGAUGAAUCCGCUGAAGAUGAUGUAUUUUUGAAGAAGAUUGAGAGUAACAUGCUGACAGAAAUGGCUCUUCGAGGUAUCCCAGAUAUUAACAAAGUGUUCAUUAAACAUGGUAAAGUUAACAAGUUUGAUCCGAAUGAAGGAUUUAAAGCAGAGCAAGAGUGGAUGCUGGAUACAGAAGGUGUUAAUCUUUUAGCUGUCCUGUGCCAUGAUGAUGUUGAUGCCAGGAGGACAACGAGUAAUCACUUGAUUGAAAUUCUUGAAAUUCUUGGAAUUGAGGCAGUUCGUCGGUCACUGUUGGAUGAGUUGCGUGUUGUUAUAUCUUUCGAUGGGUCUUAUGUGAAUUAUCGGCAUCUGGCUAUCCUUUGUGAUACCAUGACUUAUCGUGGGCACUUGAUGGCCAUUACUCGUCAUGGCAUCAAUCGAAAUGACACCGGUCCCAUGAUGAGGUGCUCAUUUGAAGAAACUGUCGAUAUUCUUCUUGAUGCUGCAGUGUUUGCAGAAACAGAUUAUUUGAGAGGUGUAACUGAAAACAUAAUGUUAGGCCAGCUUGCACCCAUUGGCACAGGAGACUGUGCCCUGUAUCUCAAUGACGAGAUGUUGAAGAAUGCAAUUGAACUCCAGCUACCUAGUUAUAUGGAUGGUCUUGAUUUCGGUAUGACACCAUCUCGUUCUCCAGUGUCGGGAACUCCAUAUCAUGAGGGCAUGAUGUCUCCAAAUUAUUUGCUGAGCCCAAACCUUCGUCUGUCACCCAUUUCAGAUGCCCAGUUUUCUCCCUAUGUUGGAGGAAUGGCAUUCUCUCCUACUUCAUCUCCGGGCUACAGCCCAUCAUCCCCUGGCUACAGUCCGUCCUCCCCUGGAUACAGUCCCACAUCCCCUGGUUAUAGUCCCACCUCGCCCGGGUACAGCCCCACUUCUCCUGGGUACAGUCCCACCUCUCCAACCUAUAGUCCUAGUUCUCCAGGUUAUAGUCCAACCAGUCCGGCCUAUUCUCCUACAAGUCCAUCAUACUCACCCACCUCACCCAGCUAUAGCCCCACUUCUCCAAGUUACAGUCCCACUUCUCCAAGUUACAGUCCCACUUCUCCAAGUUACAGUCCAACUUCACCAAGUUACAGUCCAACAUCACCUGCUUACAGCCCGACAUCACCUGCUUACAGCCCGACUUCACCUGCAUAUAGUCCCACAUCACCUUCCUACAGCCCUACAUCGCCUUCCUAUAGCCCUACAUCACCUUCCUACAGCCCAACGUCGCCCUCCUACAGCCCCACAUCUCCAUCCUACAGCCCAACCUCACCGGCCUACAGCCCAACUUCUCCUGGUUACAGCCCAACUUCUCCCAGCUAUAGCCCCACAUCUCCAAGUUACAAUCCUCAGUCAGCCAAAUACAGUCCAUCGUCGGCAUACUCUCCAAGCAGUCCAAGAAUGUCACCAUCUAGUCCAUAUAGUCCUACGUCUCCAAAUUACAGCCCAACUUCACCAUCGUAUUCACCUACGUCUCCAUCUUACUCUCCUUCAAGCCCCACGUACAGUCCUGGAAGCCCAUUUACCUCUGGAGUGAGCCCAGAUUAUAGUCCAAGUUCUCCACAAUACAGUCCAAGUGCUGGGUACUCACCGAGUCAACCUGGGUACUCGCCGUCAUCUACUAGCCAGUACACGCCUCAAACGAGCGAGAAGGAUACUAAGGAUGACAGAAGCACUCGUUAAUGCAUUUUACAUUUAGAAGUUUGAGAUGAUGUAGAGCAGCUCACCUGCAGCUAUCAGAGAACCUGGACUUCUAAUGUGGAUAGGUUGAUGGAAGUGGGGAGUCGCAUUAAAGUUGGACGAUCAACUGCAGGAUGUAAGCUGGUUUCGCAGCAUAUCCAUGUCUAGGUUGCUUCCCGUAUAUAGCCCGAGACUAGAUUUUACGUGUUUUACUACUAGCGGUCGAUUUUACAUUGAAAAAAGACCCACUCCUGGUCGUGUAUCUCAACUUUGGACCACCUUUUUGGUUUCGGUUCCAAAAACUUUGCAACUGUACUAUUUCAUAUUGCACAUCUAAUUUGUUCAGGUGCACUGCGUGUAAUCAAAAUAGUUUGGCUCUCGAUCUUAUUGUAAUUGUAAUUUUGACAUUCUAGCAGGACAUUAUCCUCUCUAGAUUAGCAA
Molecule: messenger RNA, 6183 nt
Organism: Prunus avium (sweet cherry)
Lineage: Eukaryota; Viridiplantae; Streptophyta; Magnoliopsida; Rosales; Rosaceae
Gene: NRPB1
Product: RNA polymerase II large subunit
Biological process (GO): transcription by RNA polymerase II
Cellular component (GO): RNA polymerase II, core complex
Molecular function (GO): DNA binding
Source: RefSeq, a predicted model, not a curated record